Messenger RNA from Leptopilina heterotoma, 832 nucleotides. RefSeq lists its product as uncharacterized. Lineage: Eukaryota; Metazoa; Arthropoda; Insecta; Hymenoptera; Figitidae. The record is from RefSeq and is a predicted model, not a curated record. The coding region runs from base 1 to 576 and encodes 191 amino acids. The transcript has 2 exons.
AUGGCAGCACGAUUUCAAGGACCAAAGGAACAUGUACAAGUUUAUUUCUUGGAUAAAGUUUGGUUGUGCAAGGGAUUAAAUCUCAGUUUGGAUAAGAUCAGAAAUGAAGUUGCUCAGGGACUUUGGUGGAGAGAUAUGGCCAACUACGCUAUUGGGAGAAAAUACGAGACCACCGACGAUUUACUACAUGAUCUGGUGCAGUUUGAAUCAAUGGAUAGCAGUCGACGCGAACGAAUCAGUGAGUACAAAGGUCAAUUGGUGGGAAAUCCAGGACGAAAACGAGGUGAGGCAGUAACGUUUCCACGACUUCCGAUGGUUGAAGGUCCGAAGUACGAUGAAAAAUCAAUGGUAAAAUCAGGAAAAACGCCCUUUGAGGCACUUUACGACUAUUUACCUAGAUUUGAGAAUGGUGAAUUAAGAGAAUUAACGAUUAAUCGAGAAAAAUAUAUGUUACCGGCCGACAUUCAGAGAGAAGUACGUGAUAAUAUUGUAAAAGCGCAAGAAAAGUAUAAAUCACAUUACGAUAAGAACAAAUUUUCGAAUGUACACUACGAAAUUGGAGACAUUUGUUUGUAAAGAGAAAUUCUGUGUCGACAGGUCAGUCUACGAAACUACAACCUUUGUUUAGCGGCCCGAUGGUUGUUGUACAAAAGCUGCCUAGCGAUACUUAUCAAAUAAAGAAAUUAAACGAAAGUAACGAUAGAGGAUUUUCAACAACCGCGCAUGUCAGCCAGAUGAAAAUCUGGAAAGGUCAAGUUGAUAAAGAUGAUAACGAAUAUGACAGUGAUAAAGAAAGUCUAAAUGAUAUUGACAAAUCAAACGAAAUAAAUUG